UAUUAUUAAAAUGUUGGCCAUUGAUGUACCUCGGCUUAAACAUUGUCAAAAUAAAAUUGCGUCACUUGUUGAUAAGUGAAGAUGAUUGUUCAAAAACCAAACUUGUUUCUGAUUUUAAUCCUUGUCUAUGUUACUGUUCUGCAUGCUAAAGAAGGCCAUCCACAGUGCGACGGGGUCGAAUGUCUAGGACAAUCAAAGAAUGGCGCAUGCACACAAUGCAUUUCUGAACAUGGGAAACUUUGUUGUGCUGAGACGAAGACCAAAUUAAAACCUCCACCUCCACCAGCAUCUAUGCAAUCAAGUGGUAGUGGAUUUCGCAAAAUAAACAAGGGCUGGAUUCUAGCCAUUGUUGUUGGUAUUGUGGUUUGCUGUGCUCUGAUAGGUGCCGUCAUUUAUCUUUUCAGGAGAAAACGAACUCGAAGAAGACGGAAACGUAAGACAAGGAGACGACCACGUCAGCAGCAGCAGCUUACUACAAUAUCACUUGAACAACACGUAUUAGAGAAUGACCAGACUUCUCAAGCAGCCGUGCAUAAUGACCACUCAUACGAUAUAAUGUCUUGGAGAGCAAACGUACAGUACACGGCCCCCAUGGAAAGAGCACGUCACCACAGAGUAAGGCAAGCCAGGAAUGAAAUACCAUUAGAUAGCGACGACUAUCUUCAUCCGUUUCCUCAAAGUCAUACAAUAGACGUUAAUGUUGAGGAAAGUGCCAAAUCGCUAUUGCCGAGACAAACUAAUUUAGAUGAAACAACUGCCAGGACUCUCAAAAUGUCGUCUGCUGUACAUGUGAAUGGUAGACAAUCACGUGUGGCCAGAUCUAUUCCUGAACAAAACAGGUUCACUAGCAGCACAGGAAGACAUAUGGGUGCUGCGGUAAUUCCUGGAAACGAAAAUGUAUCACAAGGCCAGUUUAUACCUGGUGAUAACUGUAUUCCACUCCAAAUCCCACAAGUUCAAAAUGAUGGUUCGAGUUUGUUAGAUGAUUUAUUUGGACCACUGUACAUGAAAUGUUCAGCGAACUUUCGUCUUGUAGCAACAAAUGGUCCUACAGAACGCACACUUGCAACUUCGUCCAUCGACCCCUCGCAGCCGUAUUAUCCGCACGAAGCACACGAUAGACAAGAUUUAAAUAAAAGGCAGACGGGUGUUUCUGUCGUAAAUGUGAAGCAUGAUAUUUCAGAUACCCCAACACGAUGUUCCUCUACCCCGAUGAACAGGUGUCGUCAGACUCUGUUGCAUGCUGUUAUUGACGGCGACAGCGACGGCGACGACUAUGGUGAUGACAUUGAUGAUGAUAAUGACGAUGAUAACUAUGAUGAUGAUGAUGAUGAUGAUGACUAUAUGUCGUCUGAUUCUCAACCAGAGAACUGGUUGCAGAGGCCGGCUGUCGAGACAGAUAUUAAUGAUCCAUUCCCAUAUAUCGGAGUUGGCGAGUUAAUGGAAAUGAAUAUAAAACGCAAAUGAAAAAGACCAGUGGAUGUGGAAAUGUUUCGAAGCCAUGUGCAUGAAAAGUACAUGCGUUUCAUUGCGGUCGAGUCUUCUCGAGUAAUAUUAAUAAUAUACUCAAUCAUUACAAGUCAGUAUUCAUAAUCACAAACGCGAUACACUAUAGAAAUAAACAGUCAAAGCAAAGAACACAUAUUGCUUUCCUUUGACCAGGUAGUAAUAUUCAAUACAAACAUUUUGUAACGGUGCAUCAAUUUUUAACGCCAAAAAUACAAAUUACAAAAAAAUAAGCCAUUUCAGUUAUUGGUUUUCUUAUGUUAGAUAUUUUAGUUUUUCUAUUGUUGGGUGGUUGUUUGGUUUUGUUGUUGUUGGUGGUUAUUUUUGUUGUUGUUUUUUUCUUUAACUCGAUUUACCACAUUAAUGUCGUAAGUUUUAAAUUACAAAAACGAAAAAAAUGAAGAAAAAUAAAUAAAUUAAGGUUGUCUCAACAAUGAAAUGCACAUGACUGAAAGCCACAACAAAUUAUUAUAUUAGUGAAGAAGAAUUAGUGUUUGUAUGAACAUCAUUAAAAUGAAAAGCAACAAAGAUUCCAAUCGAGGUGUUACGCAGUAAUGCUGGUCGAACGUUUUUGCUUGAUUUGUUCAAUAUUUGUUUCAGUAAUGGUCUUGUACCCAAUCGGUGGCGUCAGGGUAUUAUUGACCCUAUUCUUAAAUCUAGUACAACGGAUCACAGGGACACCAUGUCAUACAAAGGUAUCAAUUUGGCGUCAGUUGUGUAUAGACUAUUGUAACAUUUUAAAUAACAGACUUUCGACAUGGGCAGAAUACCAUGAACUGAUAGUCAAUGAACAAAAUGGCUUCCGAAAAGGAAGAAGUACCAUUGACAACGUGUCUUCUUUAUCUUCCAUUAUCGAAAUUAGGAAAAAGAAAACAAUUGUUAAGAAAGCAUUUGACUCUUUAGACAGAUCAUUAUUGUGGUGCGAAUGAUGUAAUAUGGGUAUUUAGCGGUAAAAUGUGGAGUGCAUUACGUGAUAUUUUGAUAAGAUUCACUACACUGAUGCAUGGUGUCUUAAAAAUAACUUGUCAUUAAAUGGGAAAUCCAAAGUUGUACAUUUUCGAACCCCAUCUAUAUCUAGAGCAAGAUAUUGUUUUAAAUGUGGCGAUGAGGUUGUAAACACUGUAGAUAAAUAUAUUUAUCUGGAAAUUGUGCUAGACAAGACUUUAAAUUUUAAUAUAACUGUUAAAGUUGUAACGGUUGCGAAGUCUGCAAGUAGAGCGCUGGGGCUUCUUAUGGCCAAAAGUAAAGCUAUGGGUGGUAUGCCAUAUAACGUUUCUAGUAAGAUAUACCACUCACUCGUUUUACCCAUUAUUACUUACUUACUUACAAGCAGUUUUGAACUUUGUUAAUAACAGAAUACUCCUUGGUACCCCAUGUACCCCAUGUACCAAGGAGUAUUUUGUUAUUAACAAAGUUCAAAACUGCUUGUUGAUUUUUCUUGAUGUUGGGAAAUAUAGCACCAAUGCAGUUGUAAAUGGUGAUAUGGGAUGGAUGCCAAGGAAAGUGUCUUCGUGGAAGGCUGUACUUGGACGAUGGAGCAGACUUGUUAAUAUGAACAAUAGAAAAGUUCGAAUUGGAAUUUUAACGUACACCAGUUUUGUUUGCAACAUAAUAUUCAGAACUAUUGCAAUGUUAUUGUAGUUUUACCCAAAUUUAUUAUUAAAACAAUAUGGCGAUCAGCU
Messenger RNA from Gigantopelta aegis, 3188 nucleotides. RefSeq lists its product as uncharacterized. The record is from RefSeq and is a predicted model, not a curated record. NCBI's taxonomy places the organism in Eukaryota, Metazoa, Mollusca, Gastropoda, Neomphalida, Peltospiridae. The transcript is spliced from 4 exons. Bases 82 to 1467 code for a protein of 461 amino acids.